Messenger RNA from Closterium sp. Yama58-4, 1095 nucleotides. Lineage: Eukaryota; Viridiplantae; Streptophyta; Zygnematophyceae; Desmidiales; Closteriaceae. The record is from the annotation of a GenBank genome assembly.
AUGAGAGGCCUGCAGGCCGAUGAUGCUUCUCCUCAAGCAGGCUCAAAUGAGCCACCGUUACCGUCGAAACCCACGGAGCCCACCCUGCCGGAGAAAGCUUCUGAUGCUCGACACUCUGGGCUCGAUUUUCUUAGAACUAGCGAUGCUCCAUCGGAUGUGACGGACAUUUCCAAGACCAUUGAGUCCACCACGACGGAUCUGGCGGAGCGGUACCUGGUGAACGGCAAGCCGUUUGAUGGCGAGACCAAGAGCUGGGUGGUCUGCUUUCUGCAGCUGCACGGGCAAGGCGGAGGCAAGAAGGUCCGGGUGCAAUGCGUGGACGGGGAGGGACGCCCAAUCAACCACCUCUACACCUUGCACGAGAGGCAGCUCCCGGGGAACAAGUACGGAAGCACCUACGCUGAGUGUGUGAAUCUGUGCCGCAGGUUCGCCUGCGAUUGCGUGGACAACCUCAACGAGCGUCUGGAUGACCUGGGGAAGCUCAGGCCGACGAAGCUGUUUCAGGCGGGGAAGUGGCCGAAUAUCAAGGCUCAACGGGAGCGGAAGUGCCGUGAGUGGCUUCUGGGAUGCAGCAAGCUUUUCCGCAACAAGCUUUUCCGCAACAAGCUGCCGGGAUUCGACCUCAAGGCCGCAGAAAGGGAGCUCCCGACAUUGUGUGCGAUAAUGGAGACGCACCACAAGCUAGAGAGCUUAGCGCAGGGUCUGACCAACUUUCUCGGGAGCGCAGACUCGAAGAGGCGCCUUGCGAAGAGCGCGAAGCUGGUCGUGGCAGAGCGUGACAGGAAGGGGAAAGAGAAGGAGGGUGAAGACGAGGCUGCUGGAACUGCUAGGCAGAACGAGGAGGAGGAGGGGGAGGAGGAGGAGGAGGAGGAGGAGGAGGAGGAGAAGGAGGAGGAGGAGGAGGAGGAGGAGGAGGAGGAGGAGGAGGAGGAGGAGGAGGAGGAGGAGGAGGAGGAGGAGGAGGAGGAGGAUGUGGAACAGGACCGGGGCGACAAUCAAGAGCUCGUGGGGGAUGAGGAGGAGGAGGACAACCCCUUCUUCUUGGACGAUGAGGAUGUGGAGGAGGUGUUCUACAUUGACAAGCUCGUGCACUAG